Otolemur garnettii (small-eared galago) is the source of this 2640-nucleotide messenger RNA. It is a transcript of the gene USP45, whose product is annotated as ubiquitin specific peptidase 45. Gene Ontology annotation, molecular function: cysteine-type deubiquitinase activity; cysteine-type endopeptidase activity; zinc ion binding. The transcript has 17 exons. Gene Ontology annotation, cellular component: cytosol; nucleus. The record is from RefSeq and is a predicted model, not a curated record. Gene Ontology annotation, biological process: protein deubiquitination. Lineage: Eukaryota; Metazoa; Chordata; Mammalia; Primates; Galagidae. The coding region runs from base 72 to 2465 and encodes 797 amino acids.
CGGGACGGCGGCGCAGGCGCAGUCUCUCCGGGACCUUGACGCGGCUGCCUGGCCGGGCGGGUAAAUAACAGAUGCGGGUGAAAGAUCCAACCAAACCUUUACCUGAGAAAGCCAAAAGAAGCAAAAAGCCUACUAUACCUCAUGAUGAAGACUCUUCGGAUGACAUUACAGGUUUAACUUGCCAACAUGUAAGUCAUGCUGUCGGCGUGAACCAUGUGAAGAGAGCAGUGGCUGAGAAUGUGUGGUCCGUUUGCUCAGAAUGUUUGAAAGAAAGAAGGUUCUACGAUGGGCAGCCACUGCUUCCUUCUGACAUUUGGUUAUGCCUCAAGUGUGGCUUCCAGGGAUGUGGUGAAAGCUCAGAAAGCCAGCAUUCACUGAAGCACUCCAGGAGUUCCCGGACAGAGCCCCACUGUAUAGUAAUUAGUCUCAGCACAUGGAUUAUAUGGUGUUAUGAGUGUAAUGAAAAAUUAUCAACGCAUUGUAAUAAGAAGGUUUUGGCUCAGAUAGUUGAUUUUCUCCAGAAACAUGUUUCCAAAACACAAACAAAUACAUUUUCCAAAAUCAUGAAAGUUGGCGAAGGAAAAUGUGAAAUAGAUAAAAUAAAGAGGGGAAGAAAAGGCAGCUGUCUACCAUCUGUAAAGGGAAUUACAAAUUUAGGAAAUACAUGCUUUUUUAAUGCAAUCAUGCAGAAUUUGGCACAUACUUACAUUCUUAAGGAACUGAUGAAUGAGAUCAAAGAAAAUAAUACAAAACUCAAGAUUUUUCCUCCCUCAGACUCUCAGCUGGACCCAUUAGUGGUGGAACUUUCAAGCCCUGGACCACUGACCUCAGCCUUGUUCCUGUUUCUUCACAGCAUGGAAACUGGGAAAGGACCACUUUCUCCUACAGUUCUUUUUAAUCAGCUUUGUCAGAAGAUGAUGGCUGAGUUAACUAUCAUUAACUUUGUCUUCCAGAGAAUACAAGUUAGCAUUCUAAAAGCAUUUAACAACCCAACUACUAAAACUGCUGAUGAUGAAACUAGAAAAAAAGUUAAAGCAUAUGGAAAAGAAGGCAUGAAAAUGAACUUCAUAGAUCGGAUCUUUAUUGGCGAAUUAACUAGCACAGUCAUGUGUGAAGAAUGUGCAAAUAUCUCCACAGUGAAAGAUCCUUUCAUUGAUAUUUCACUUCCUAUAAUAGAAGAAAGGGCUUCAAAACCUUUACCUUUGGGAAGAAUGAGAUCCAGGAGUUUCCAGGAGCCAGAUCAUGACCAGUGCGGUGCCACUGUUACCAUAGAAAAUAGUGAUCAGCCCAAAACCACCAAAAAGCACUCCUCUAAAGAUAAGAAUCAACUAAUUCGUAACCGAAAACACAGAAGAAAAUCUUCAUCUGUAGAAGAGAAAACCAUUGUCAUAUACCGGAAAAAUGAAAACCUUGAAAUGAAUGAGGAUUCUCUAAUCAUUACAAGCAUCAAGAAUACUGAGUCACCCCCAAAUGAAAGCCCCUUGGAUGGCAGUGAAAAAGAAGCCAGCCUUUCUGAAAGCAGUAUUGAUGCUGAUAGUGAAGCUUCAGAGUCUGAAAGUGCUUCUAGGCAGACCAGGCUGUUCAGAUCCAGUUGUGGAGCCCGUGUGCACACAGGUGGACACCUUUGCCAUCCGUCAGUUGGGGAACUGCCACAUAUUAAUGAGACUGACAGUGCUGAUGACAUGGUGGCUGAGGCUGUUUCUCAACUUCAUUUGAGCAGCACUGUAACUGGAGACAGAGAUUUUGACACAGAAAAUCAGCCACUAAGUAUCUUGAAUAACUUAUGUUCAGAGGAAAAGCAUUUGCGGUUUCACAGUCCCCAAGAUGCUUUCCAGACCCUUUCUCAGAGCUAUGUAACUACUUCUAAAGAAUGUUCAGUUCAGUCCUGUCUCUAUCAGUUUACAUCGAUGGAAUUACUAAUAGGGAAUAAUAAGCUUCUAUGUGAGAAUUGUACUGAAAAGAAACAGAAAUACCAAAAAGAAACAAGUUCUGCAGAAAGGAAAGCAGAAGGAGUUUAUACUAAUGCCAGGAAGCAAUUGCUAAUUUCUGCUGUCCCAGCCAUCCUAAUUCUGCAUCUUAAAAGAUUCCACCAGGCUGGCCUGAGUCUUCGUAAAGUAAACAGACAUGUCGAUUUUCCACUUAUGCUAGAUUUAGCACCAUUCUGUUCUGCUACUUGUAAGAAUGCAAAUGUGGGGGAGAAAGUUCUGUAUGGUCUCUAUGGUAUAGUGGAACACACUGGCUCAAUGAGAGGAGGUCACUACACUGCUUAUGUGAAAGUGAGAACACCCUCCAGGAAAUUAUUGGAACAUAUCACUGGAAAGAAAAAUGUGUUUGGUUUGAAAGAACCUGGUACUGAAUCCGCAGGCCACUGGGUCCAUGUUAGUGACGCCUCCGUGCAAGUGGUUCCGGAAUCAAGAGCGCUCGGUGCACAAGCUUACCUUCUUUUUUAUGAAAGACUAUUGUGAUUAUUAACGGCAGUAAUUAUUUAGGUCAUUUAUUUGAAUGCGCAGUGAUGCCCAUAAUCUAUGUACAUAUAAUGUGCCUUUGUCCUCUCCUCUCUUCUGUAGGAAUAGCCGGUCCCUCAAAUGCUUCUGAACUUUUCACCAUUUCGGUGAACCCUUUUAAAGUAAAUUUACUCAA